Molecule: messenger RNA, 2152 nt
Organism: Vespa mandarinia (Asian giant hornet)
Lineage: Eukaryota; Metazoa; Arthropoda; Insecta; Hymenoptera; Vespidae
Gene: Tom70
Product: translocase of outer membrane 70
Biological process (GO): protein insertion into mitochondrial inner membrane; protein import into mitochondrial matrix
Cellular component (GO): mitochondrial outer membrane
Molecular function (GO): protein binding; transmembrane protein transporter activity
Source: RefSeq, a predicted model, not a curated record
ACAACUUCUCGAAAUGGCGGAAUGAAGAACUAAACGUAAGCCUUAAACGUUUUAUAGCGCUUCUUAAGGAGCUGAAGUGGUUCACAGAACGAUUGUGAUUAAUCGUAGGGUGGAACGUAGUUGUAGGAAAUGUACAUGAUUUUCUGUAUUGGGACUUAUUAAAGUGAAUUGGAAUGAACUAGAAUUAAAAAUUUCUUUUCUCUUUUUUCUUUCGUAAUACGUCAUUCCGCAUGACCACGCAACUCUGGCUAUAUAAACGCUCUCCAACAGCGUAUCGGUGAGAGCAAACGGGAAGCAAUUUAUAAAGAAGAAAUAAAGAAAAAAGCAAUUUUGGAGAGUAAUUAGAUUAAUUUCAAUAAUAAAACAUGCCAGCAGCAAAUAGUGUGGGUAGUAUAACCAGCAGUGCAUUACCAAAAUGGCAACUCGCUUUAGCGGUAGGAGCCCCGGUAGCUUUAGGACUUGGCUACAUGUAUUAUAAAAGUAGUACAAAGCCAUCCUCUAAACCAGAACGUGGUAAAUCAAAAUAUAGCUCUCGAGAAAAUGGUACUAAGACUGACAAGCAAAUUUCGAUAGAUGAAGAUUGCAAUUUAAAAUCCGAAAAUGCAUCACAAAUCGAGACUCCUUUACAAAAGGCCCAAAAAUUCAAGGAUGAAGGCAAUGUUUACUUUAAAAUGGGAAAAUACGAUGAAGCAAUAGCCUUAUACAAUAAUGCUAUCGAUACCUGUCCAAAAGAUAAUAAGGAAGAACUUGCUAUAUAUUAUCAAAAUAGAGCUGCAGCUUAUGAACAUUUGAGAAAAUAUAGCGCGGUAAAAGCGGAUUGUACAAAAGCAUUAGAAUUAAAUCCAAGAUACGCAAAAGCAUUUUUACGUAGAGGAAGAGCUCUAGAACAUAGCAAUGAUUUGGAACAUGCCUUAGAAGAUGUUACUACAGCUUGUGUUUUAGAAGGAUUUGUCAAUCAAUCUGCUUUAACAACAGCGGAUAGAGUUCUAAAACAACUUGGUAAACAACAUGCUCAAGAACAUUGGGCAAAUAAAAAGUUUGUCCUGCCAAGCAAACACUUUAUCAAAACAUACAUCAAUUCGUUUCAUAAUGAUCCAAUUUUUCCUACAUCCAUAAAGUUACACUAUGAUAAUCCCUCCAUAGGCUUUACAAAAAUCAUGAAAGCAUUAGAUGAUCAAGAUUAUGAUAACAUAAUAUCACUUUGUACAAAUGAAAUUGAUAGCGAACAAUUAGACGUCCUACCAUGGAAAAUGGAAAUGUUACUUCUCAGAGCAACAUUUUAUUUACUUUUAGGGAAACAUGAUGCGGCAUUAGAAGAUUUUGAAAAAAUUGUAAAUUCGACUGAUGCAUCUAAAGAAAUAAAAGUUAAUGCUUUAAUCAAAAGAGCAAGCUUAUAUAUGCAACUUGAAAAUCCAGAAAAAAGUUUCAUUGAUUUUGAUUUAGCUGUUAAUAUUGAUCCAAAUUGUAGUGAUAUUUAUCAUCAUAGAGGACAGGUAAACUUACUUAUGGAAAAAAUAGAUGAAGCAAAAGAAGAUUUUCAAAAAGCUGUGGAUUUAAAUCCUGAUUUUGGACUAGCAUAUGUACAAAAAUGUUAUACAGAUUAUCGUUAUGCCAUAGUCAAAAGAGAUGUACUAUUAGUAGAAAGUUGUUUAAAAAAUUUUGAAAAAGCAUUUGAAAAAUUCCCUGACUGUCCCGAAUGCUAUACAUUAUAUGCUGAGAUAUUGUCAGAAACGUUGGAUUAUGUGAAAGCAGAUUCGUAUUUUGCUAAAGCAGUUGAAAAAGAUCCGUAUAAUGCCAGUAUAUAUGUGCAUAGAGGAUUACUGCAGUUACAAUGGACUAAUAGCACUGAUAAAGCUAUUGAAUACAUAAACAAAGCAUUGAAACUUGAUGAAAAAUGUAAAUUUGGAUAUGAAACUUUAGCAACGAUAGAAGUACAAAGAGGAAAUUAUAAAGAAGCAAUAGAACUGUUUGAUAAGGCUUUAGCACUAAGUCGCACAUCAAUGGAACUUACACAUCUUUACAGUUUAAGGGAUGGAGCAAAAGCACAGCUUACCAUACAAGACAGAUUCAGAUCAGAUGUUAAAAAUCUACAGAAUAUGUCGUAAAAUCUUUCACGUUUUUAUGUCAAGAAAAUUGAAAUAGGUAUAAUACA